Messenger RNA from Colletotrichum acutatum, 489 nucleotides. RefSeq names its product alkaline-phosphatase-like protein. The annotation marks the transcript as partial. Lineage: Eukaryota; Fungi; Ascomycota; Sordariomycetes; Glomerellales; Glomerellaceae. Gene Ontology annotation, molecular function: glycosaminoglycan binding; N-acetylglucosamine-6-sulfatase activity. The transcript is spliced from 2 exons. The record is from RefSeq and is a predicted model, not a curated record.
GUAUCUGCUUGCUUUCGAAGCAGAUCUCUGUGAAGUUGCAAGAGCACUGACUCCAGAGUUCAUUAUGUUGCCAAAUCUUAGCCUGUCGACUUUGGCAACUUUGGCCCUCGGGGCCACCGCUGUCCUCGCCUGGAACGUGCAACAGCGUCAGCCGAACAUUGUCUUCAUCUUGACUGAUGACCAAGACGAGCAACUCGGCUCCCUUGACUACAUGCCCUAUGUCCAGAAGCAUUUCGUUCAGCAGGGAACUUACUACCGCAAACACUUUUGCACGAUUGCAAUUUGCUGUCCGUCUCGUGUCAGCUUGCUGACGGGUCAGGCGGCGCACAACACCAACGUCACAUAUGUCACUCCCCCUCACGGCGGCUACCCGAAGUUCGUCUCCCAGGGAUACAACGACAAGUAUCUCCCCGUCUGGCUUCAGGAUGCUGGCUACAACACGUACUACACCGGCAAGCUCUUCAACUCUCACUCCACUGAGAAUUGGAA